AUGAUUGUAGUCGUGAGUACUAGCACAAGCUAUUUUGGUGCAGGGUAUGAUAAUUUGAUCAAGAAUCGUCUUGAAAGUUUCUAUUGGGAACGACUUGAAUAUCAAAAGUCACUUGGAAAUGACGGGAAAUCACCACUACCACUGUGCGCUCCAUCCCAUAUACCUGAAGAUGGAAAAAGAUUGAAUCUCCUUGAUCUUCUUGUGACCAAGAGAGGUUGUAUGGCCUCAGACAGUCGAGACAUGAUCUAUGCACUCUCUGGCAUUGCUAAAAGACCGAAAGGUACACAGCCAUUUGCGAUAAGUUAUGAAAAAUCGCCUCGCCAAGUAUAUUCAGACGUUGUCAACUAUCUCAUUGAGACUGACAAGAAUUAUGACGUUUUGAGUCAUGCAGAACAAUAUUCCAAUCAUGUCUACCAUACUGUACCAUCAUGGAUGCCAUCAUGGGCGCCAGACUGGACAACCCGUGCAAAAUACAAACAAAAGAUUGUUGACUGGGUUGAACCUCUUGAUAAAUCAAAAAGUGCCGUCUCGAAUAGUGCAUAUCUCGAAGAUCAAGGAGUCCUUGCUUGCGUGGGCUACAAAAUAGGCUUGAUAAACCUAAUUACCGACUCCCCUCGCGAUAUUCAGCACAGUGACGAAGGCAGAGUUGGUCGAAUACUGUGGAAUGAGUGGAAAGAUACAAAGCUUCCAAGUACUGUUUUGGAACUUUUCAAUCGCUUACAUCCCUUGAUAUACAGUCGAAGAUAUGCCGAAACGCUUGGAGGUACGUGUUGUUUGGUACCAGUAGGGACACAAACUGGUGAUAUUGUUUGUCAGUUCAUCGGGAGUUCACUACCCUAUAUUCUCAGGCCAAUUCCAUCGACGAAUAUGAAGUCUGGAAAAGGAUGGAGAUCUUGGAAAACAUUGCUCCAUCUCUCUCGCUGGUGGAAUAAUCCGAGGGCCCCAAGACAAGAACUCCCUAUCAAAUACCUAGAUGCCAAAAUCUCAACCAUUCUAGAAAGCAAAAUAUCAGGAUACCGAACUCUCGAAAUUGGACACUACAAUUUUGUAGGAGAAUGUUUCGUGGAUGGAUUGAUGAGUAAUGAAAAUAGUCAAACUCAUCAACGGCAACACCCUCAAGAGAAGACUGUUUUCGCAAUGCAUUGA
Botrytis byssoidea is the source of this 1146-nucleotide messenger RNA. RefSeq lists its product as uncharacterized. NCBI's taxonomy places the organism in Eukaryota, Fungi, Ascomycota, Leotiomycetes, Helotiales, Sclerotiniaceae. The record is from RefSeq and is a predicted model, not a curated record. Bases 1 to 1146 code for a protein of 381 amino acids. The transcript has a single exon.